AUGGAUGCGUACCGCACCAGCAAAUACCCCCCCACAAAGCUUAUACACUACCAACUUCCUGAUAACCAGCUGGCGGAGAUGGGCAAGCGAACUUAUGGGACAAGCACACCCCAUUUUCUUCGCUCCGCUAUCCCGUCUACAAGACCUAAUCAGUGA
Molecule: messenger RNA, 156 nt
Organism: Pelobates cultripes (western spadefoot toad)
Lineage: Eukaryota; Metazoa; Chordata; Amphibia; Anura; Pelobatidae
Source: the annotation of a GenBank genome assembly